GAGGAUUUGGAGAAUCUUUAUACAUACAUACAUUUUCCGUAUGUAAAUGUGUUUUAUUAAUUUCUCCUUCUAAUCGUGAAGAAAAGUGAAAGUGUUUGAUAAUCAAUGCAAGCAAACAAGCAAGCAAAACCAAUCUAUCUCUCCUCUCUUUGAUUAUCUCUAAUCUAAAUGCACGUAUAUCGAUGAAUGCUCGCUUUGCUUGCUGGUGAGGAUCCAGUUUUUUUUUCUUUCAAUUUUUUUUUUUGCUUGCUACUCUCUUUUUCACACAAUAAGCGCGAACAGUAAAAGUCAAUGUCAAGCAUUAACUUAAUUUCAGACGUGCAUUAGAUUAACUAAGUAAAGCAGAGCAGUGCGAGCGUUGUGUCUCGAUUAAUAAUAACAAAAUUUUACAUAUUAUUUAUGUACGUACAACAAGCAGCAAGCAGCGUAAAGUUUUGAAAACGGAAUACAUGUGCAUGCGACUUCUGUGUUCAAUUUGAAAAAAAAAAAAUAAUAAAAUUAAGUUACGAAAAUAAAACAAUGAAAAUGAAUAAGAAUGAAAGUGAAAAACCAAAGGAAUUUAUAAGCGAGGAGACCUAUAAAGAAAUUAUAACAAACGAAUUGGAACGCAUCGGGACAAGUGGAAAGUUUGUUUGGUUUUUAUUUUUCCUUUGCAUUACACCAAACAUCUUAAAUGGCUUUCAUGUUAACUCGUAUACCAUGCUGGGCCAUCUACCUGACGAUCAAUGGUGCGAAAUUGAUGAUCUUCGAAACACGAACUGGACGAUCGAUCAGAUACUCAGCAUAUCGCAAAGAGAUCUAAAUACUAAAGGCUGCACAAUUUGGAAUUGGGAUUAUCAAUAUUUAAGCGAAAUAAGUUUUGAGGAGGCCUACAAUUAUACCUCGCGCAUGUCCGAUAUAAGUUUACCGUCUGAGAUUGCCUGUAAAGCGAAGGGUUCGUAUCAAUACACCGCUCCCGCGAGUACAUUCGUAACGGACUGGGAGCUGGUAUGUGAAAAUGCGAUUCAGCGUACUUCAGCGCAGGUUUUCAUUUCAUUGGGUAAAUUUUUCGGCUCCUUUUCGUUCGGUAUAUUUGCCGACAAAUACGGACGCAAAUCGGCGUUUACAUUAGGAGCUGCUUUCUUCAUUGUCUCCAGUCUCUUUUGUACGUUUUCGCCUUGGUAUAGCCUAUUUUUAAUAGGACGCUUCGGUUUAGGCUCAGCCUCUUCAGGCCUGUUUUACCCUGGUUUCACUAUGAUUGUGGAAAACAUAUGCAUAAAACAUCGCUCCUGGAUGUCGAUAGCCUUUUCAGCAUCUUAUCCGAUUGGCAUGAUCUUAAUGGCUGCAGCAGCUUACCUAGUCGAACCGUGGCGUUAUCUACAAUUGACUUUAACUAUACCCGCUUUGCUGGCGAUAAUCAAUUGCUAUCUGCUUCCUGAGUCCCCGCGCUGGCUUCUUGCGAAGGGACGUUAUGAUAAAGCCUACAGAAUAGUGUUUAAGCAAAAAAGUCAUUAUCACCUCAACAAAAUGACUACAAUUGAGAACUUUACAGUUACCGAUAAGAAAACCGAUAGCUGUACAACUGUAACGUUAUGGGGAAAAUUAAAGGCUGGUCCUCUAAAACAGAUAAUUGAAUUAUUCGCUACUGGAAGAGUUCGUAAACUGAUUUUGACAUCGUAUUUUAUGUUUUGCGUUACCUCGUUAUGUUAUUACGUUACCGCUUUAAAUGCCGCCAAUUUAGCGGUUAGCCGUUUCUUUUACGUGGCUAUAACUGGUCUUGUAGAUUUACCAUCUUAUUUGGUGCCUGUGGUAAUGUUACGCUUUACCGGUCGUAAAGUAACGACCAUGUUAAUGUUCUUUUUAACUGGCAUAGCUUUACUUAUGGUUUUAGUGGUGCCCGAAAGCAGUACUACUUGGGUAGUAGCGUUCGCUAUGUUGGGUCGCUUCGGUAUCAGUGCCACAUAUUCCGUUGUAACUCUGUACGCAGCUGAAUUGUUUCCCACCGAAAUUCGCAAUUCAGCUUUGGGCACUUGUUCGACGUGGGCGCAUGUAGGCUCGAUAACAGCCCCAUACGCUGUAGAUAUUUUGGGUCCCUUGGGUUGGUAUUUACCCACCACAAUUUGCGGGGUCUGCGUAUUAGCAGCUGGCCUUUUAACGUUAUUAUUACCCGAAACUGGUACGGGCAAGCUAUCCGAUCAUAUCGAGGAUGUGCCCGCUACAUCAACUUCAGAUAUGACACCGAUAUCUAACAAUAAAUUGCGAAAUUUUCCAAAGGUCACAAAUUAAACAAAGCAAACUCACACAUAUAUAUAUGUGUACACUAUUUUUGACGUCUAAUUUACAUCUUAUUUAUGUAUAUAUAAGCAAUCUUAAAAUUAUUAAAAUUA
Messenger RNA from Glossina fuscipes, 2366 nucleotides. Its product is annotated as organic cation transporter protein. The coding region runs from base 520 to 2265 and encodes 581 amino acids. Lineage: Eukaryota; Metazoa; Arthropoda; Insecta; Diptera; Glossinidae. Gene Ontology annotation, molecular function: transmembrane transporter activity. The transcript is spliced from 9 exons. The record is from RefSeq and is a predicted model, not a curated record. Gene Ontology annotation, cellular component: membrane. Gene Ontology annotation, biological process: transmembrane transport.